Molecule: messenger RNA, 933 nt
Organism: Pipistrellus nathusii (Nathusius's pipistrelle)
Lineage: Eukaryota; Metazoa; Chordata; Mammalia; Chiroptera; Vespertilionidae
Source: the annotation of a GenBank genome assembly
AUGGCCUCGGCGCGGCUGCGGUGGCUGUCGGCGGCGCUGGUGGCGCUGGGCGCGCUCUGCCUGCUGCUCAGCAUGCACGGCCUGCCCCUGCUGCUGGGGGAGCCGCUGGUCUUCAGGAAGGAGGGCCGCUUCCUGCAGCUGCCCGCCCUGGACUGCCGGCGGGAGCCCCCGUUCCUGGUGCUGCUGGUGGCGUCCGCCCACGACCAGCUGCCGGCGCGCACGGCCAUCCGGGAGACGUGGGGCGCGCAGCGGGCCGUGCGCGGCCGGCGCACCGAGACCCUCUUCCUGCUGGGCACCUCGCCCAGCCCCGCCGCCGCCCGCGCCGUGGCCCAGGAGGCCCGGCGGCACCGCGACAUCGUCCAGAAGGACUUCGUGGACGCCUACCUGAACCUGACCCUGAAGACCAUGAUGGGCAUCGAGUGGGUGCACCGCUUCUGCCCGCGGGCGGCCUUCGUGAUGAAGACGGACUCGGACAUGUUCGUGAACGUGGCCUACCUGGUGGAGCUGCUGCUGCGCAGGAACCGCACGGCGCGCUUCGCCACGGGCUUCCUGAAGCUGCACGAGCUGCCCAUCCGCGAGCGGCGCAACAAGUGGUUCGUGAGCCGCCGCGAGUACCCCUGGGACCGCUACCCGCCCUUCUGCUCCGGCACCGCCUACGUGCUGUCCGGCGACGUGGCCAGCCAGGUGUACCGCGUGGCCGACCGCGUGCCCUUCCUCAAGCUGGAGGACGUGUUCGUGGGGCUGUGCCUGGCCAAGCUGCGCAUCGGCCUGGAGGAGCUGCACUCCGAGCAGACCUUCUUCCCCGGCGGCCUGAGCUUCUCGCCCUGCCGCUUCCGCCGCAUCGUGGCCUGCCACUUCGUCCCGCCCCACAAGAUGCUGAGCUACUGGAAGGCCCUGGAGGCCUCCCCGGGGGAGGCGUGCCCCGCCGAGUGA